GAAACAUCUAUGUGAGAGAUACAUUGAUUGGUUGCCUCCUGCACAUGCCCCAACUGGGGCCAGGAUGGAACCUGCAACCCAGGCAUGUGCCCUGGCCAGGUAAUUGAACCCAUGACCCUUCGUUUUGUGGGCUGACUAACCAGAGAGCCACACCAGCCAGGGCAAGGGCCCACAUUUUAAGUCCUUGGGAGUCCCAACGUCCUUUUGGAUCCUGCUGGUUGGUGUCAUGCUCUGUUGGCAACGAUGUCCAAAAUCUGGAUUGAAGACCUGUGAUGGUGGCCUUGGUUUCUCUUGGAUUAUGUCAGGUCAGGACCACUUUUCUCUAUUUGGUACCGCAGCCUCCUGGCUCACCAGCUUGUCCAUGAGCAAGCCCACCAAGUGAUGUCUGAGAACUGAAAACCAACCACCAAAAGACCCAUACAACAAAAACACCAUGACUGGCCCCUUAGUAACUACCAGGAACUGCUUUGGCCAACUUAACUCUGCUGUGUCCUGGCUCAGCUAGCACUGGUCUCAGGACCUCCCAUUGGACAUGGGUUGGGCCACCAUCAGCCCUUUUAAACUCAAAUCCCUCAGCAGCUUUGGCUGCUGCCCUGUGAAAAGGGAUAGGGGUCAAUAUAGUCCAGGGAGGAGAGGGGCUCUGCCUCAGGUCACAUAGGAAUUGGGCCUUGAGCCUCUCUCCAUCUAGGACAUAGUCCUUGCAGGCCUGUGGCCUGCCCCUCAUUGUGGUCAGAAAGACUCCCACCUCCCACCCUGGUCUGGGCCUGGCUCUAUCCCAGGCCUGAGCACUGCAGGGUAGGGAGUGAGCAGCACAAUGGGUGGAUGGGGCUGCCAAUGACAGCACUGCUGUCCCUCCUGGUCCUGCCAUUCGGCACAGUCAGGGUUACAGCUGGGGCCCCUCCCAGUCUCCAGAGCCACUGUCCCUUAGCAACAAUCCUACCAGGCAGAACACACUGCCAACACAGGACAAACCAGGCAGGAGCCAGUGGAGUGGCCAUCUGAGGACUCCAGGACAGACAAGGCCAGCUGCCCAGAGAGGCUGAACCUAACAUGGAUACGGUGGACGCCACUGUGGAGAGGCUCCGGGGACAGUGCCUGUCCCGAGGGGCCUCUGGCAUCCAGGGCCUAGCCAGGUUUUUCCGCCGCCUGGACCGCGACAGGAGCCGAUCCCUGGAUGCGAGGGAGCUUCAGCAGGGCUUGGCUGAGCUGGGGCUGGCGCUGGACAUGGCUGAGGCAGAGGGUGUGUGCAGGCGAUGGGACCGUGACGGCAGCGGGACGCUGGACCUGGAGGAGUUCCUGAGGGCACUCCGUCCCCCCAUGUCCCAGGCCCGGGAGGCGGUCAUUGCAGCUGCAUUCUCCAAGCUGGACCGCAGUGGAGAUGGUGUGGUGACCGUGGAUGACCUUCGGGGGGUGUAUAGCUGCCACGCCCACCCCAAGGUGCAAAGUGGGGAGUGGACUGAGGAGGAGGUGCUCCGCCGCUUCCUGGACAACUUUGAUUCCUCUGAGAAGGACGGGCAGGUAGGUGACGCCUAUGGGGUCUCCCCAGCUCCUCCUGCCCUAGAUUUCCAUCCCUACUUAGAGCCUGUCUGCCCCCAGGUCACCCUGGCUGAAUUCCAGGACUACUACAGUGGUGUGAGCGCCUCCAUGGACACGGAUGAGGAGUUUGUGGCCAUGAUGACCAGUGCCUGGCGACUGUGAGCAGCAUGCACUCAGCUGGCACCACUGUAGCAUAGGACCCCACCAUGGCACCCUCUGAGCUUCCAGCUGGGCAGCCCCAGGGGUGGGGGCUGGAGGGGAGCAGGAGGAUUAAGGCUGCAGAACUGGUUGGACCAGGUCUGAGGCCCUUGCUUAGCCAACAGGCCCAAGUGGGACAAAGCCCUCCCCUUCCCCCCCCAUGAGGCCACUGGAGAUGCCCACCCCACCCCUCACCCCGUUCUGCUCAGUUAAUCCUUGACUCUGUUAGAAUUCCCACCCUGCCCCACCCUCAUGGUUCCUGGGAAGCCAGGAGGCCCCUGGAUGUGAUAUGGGUGUGGGGAGGGAAGCAAAUGGCUCUCUGUGAAGCUAGGCUCUGCACUGAAAUCCAAUGACCCUUUUCUAGAGUGUGGGGCAGGGGCCCAGGGCAGCAGGCAGGCCAGGCUGCUGGAGGAGCCUUACCUUGGGAGGCAGAGGUCAUUCCUGGCCAGGCCCUCGGGCUUCCUGAGGCCCCUGGGGCACACGGGAGGCCAGGGCUUUAGUUAAAAGUUUUAAUGUAGUUCCCAAAUACAUUUCAUAUGACAAUCUUACAUAAAUGUUCCAAAACA
Molecule: messenger RNA, 2300 nt
Organism: Eptesicus fuscus (big brown bat)
Lineage: Eukaryota; Metazoa; Chordata; Mammalia; Chiroptera; Vespertilionidae
Gene: CAPS
Product: calcyphosine
Exons: 4
Coding region: 1051-1698 (215 amino acids)
Cellular component (GO): vesicle
Molecular function (GO): calcium ion binding
Source: RefSeq, a predicted model, not a curated record